This is a messenger RNA of Colletotrichum higginsianum IMI 349063, 753 nucleotides long. RefSeq lists its product as uncharacterized. The coding region runs from base 1 to 753 and encodes 250 amino acids. Lineage: Eukaryota; Fungi; Ascomycota; Sordariomycetes; Glomerellales; Glomerellaceae. The record is from RefSeq and is a predicted model, not a curated record. The transcript has a single exon.
AUGGAAACAUCGCCAAUCUACUUCUGGCGCGAGACCGGUCCAGAGGGCUACCUCUCCCAGUGGUGGACAAGAGACCCUUUCACCAUCGCCGCCACUGCCUCCUCCUCCCCGCCCAUCACCUUCAUGACGGCAGAGCACUACAUGAUGCACGGCAAAGCCCUCCUCUUCGCCGACGCCUACGCCGCGCUCGCGAUCCUCAGGGCGGACCACCCGCGCAAAGUCAGGGCACUCGGGCGCAGGGUCCGCGGCUUCGACGGCGCGCGGUGGGACGCCGAGAGGGAGCGCGUCGUCCGCGAGGGCAACCUCCAUAAAUUCCGCGGCGCGCCGCACCUCCGGGAGCGGCUGCUGGCGACGGGCUCCCGCGAGCUCGUCGAGGCGAGCCCGACGGACCGCAUCUGGGGCAUCGGGUUCGCGCCCGACAAGGCGCCGGCGUCCGACCGGGGAGGCUGGGGGUUGAAUCUGCUCGGCAAGGUGUUGAUGGAGGUACGGGAGGCGUUGAGGGAAGAGGAGCAGCAGCAGCAUGUGGGGGAGAAGAAAAAGAAGAAGGGGGGUGAAGAGAAGGGAGAGCAGCUGGAAGUGGAGAAGGAGAUUCGGUCCCGGACGAAGAAGAGACGUACCCGGUCGCAGGAUGAAGAGGAGCUGGGGGACGAAGACACGACGUCCAAGUCGAGGCGAGUGGAAAAGCGGGAGGACGGAAAGGAGGAUGGAGAAGAGGACGGAGAGGAGGACGAACGCGGAGAGUUUCGGGGGUGA